Molecule: messenger RNA, 2774 nt
Organism: Maniola jurtina (meadow brown)
Lineage: Eukaryota; Metazoa; Arthropoda; Insecta; Lepidoptera; Nymphalidae
Gene: B52
Product: serine-arginine protein 55
Exons: 11
Coding region: 290-1426 (378 amino acids)
Biological process (GO): mRNA splice site recognition; alternative mRNA splicing, via spliceosome
Cellular component (GO): cytoplasm; ribonucleoprotein complex; nucleus
Molecular function (GO): mRNA binding
Source: RefSeq, a predicted model, not a curated record
UCUUUUCAUCGAAUUUCAUUUCCGGUAAAAUUGUAGCGCAGCUUGUGUGAUGUGUGCGUAUAGUAAAUGUAAUUUUACAUAAUUUUCGUUAAUAAAUGCGAUAAAUACCGCAACUUAUAGUGAAUAUUGAUUAGGUACUAAGUUUGUUAAAUUAGAAUAUAAAAACAGGUAAGUUUAUCUUGGGGUUGUUUGAUUUUGCGCUUGUGCUUGCGGCGGCGCCAUAUUGUGUGACGAAAUCCAGGGGUCUUUCGGUGUAUCAAAUUCAAUUCCAAAAGAAGAACUUAUAAAAAUGGUAGGAUCCCGAGUUUAUGUUGGUGGUUUGCCAUUUGGUGUUAGGGAGAGAGAUCUUGAAAAAUUCUUCAAAGGAUUUGGCAGAAUCCGAGACAUACUCAUCAAGAAUGGAUAUGGUUUUGUGGAAUUUGAAGACUACAGAGACGCAGAUGAUGCAGUUUAUGAAUUAAAUGGAAAGGAACUGCUUGGAGAAAGGGUGGUGGUGGAGCCGGCGCGAGGCAUCGACCGCAGCGCGGACCGCCACCGGCGCGACCGCUACUACGAGCGCGACCGCGGCCGGUCGCGAUACGAUUCGGUAAGUCGGCCUCACCCUUCGCACCGCGCAAGUCCGUCAGGAAACGACUCAGUCAAACGUGACAACAAUUACAGAUACGGCCCGCCGACGCGCACGGAGUAUCGACUAAUCGUCGAAAAUCUGUCUAGCCGCAUUAGCUGGCAGGACUUGAAGGAUUACAUGCGCCAGGCCGGUGAAGUGACCUACGCCGAUGCGCAUAAGCAGCAUAGAAAUGAGGGUGUGGUUGAGUUCGCCUCACACUCUGACAUGCGUGCAGCUAUAGAAAAGUUGGACGGAACUGAGCUCAACGGUCGUCGCAUCCGUCUCGUCGAAGAUCGUCGCUCGUCCCGUCGCCGCACGCGCUCGUCCUCGAGCCGUUCCCGCUCACGAUCCCGCGAGCGUCGCCGCUCCAGCCGCUCCCGAUCAAAGUCCCGCCCGAAGAGCAAGAGUCCCGCAGCCAAAUCCCGCUCGCGCUCCCGCUCAAAGGACCGCAGCCGCUCCAGGUCGCCGUCGCGUAAGUCGGAGCGCCGCUCGGCGUCGCGCGCCUCCCGCGCCCGCUCGCCGCGCAAGUCGCAGGACAAGAACGGCCGCCGCUCGGACUCGCGCUCCAAGUCCCGCUCGCCCAAACACGACUCCAAGGAAAGAUCUCGUUCCCGCAGCAAGGACGCGGGGUCGCCCAAGCGUGAAGCGAGCAAGGAACGCCGCGGGGCAAGCAAGUCGCGCUCUCGCUCCCGGUCGCGCUCCGGAUCCCGCGACCGCUCCGGCUCCCGGGACCGGUCCCGUUCCGGAUCUCCCCGGCAGAACGGUGACACCCAGGACCGUGGCGGCAGCACCGAUCGCUCUCCCCGUAGUGGAGACUAAACUAGAAAUAAGGCUUACGGUGCAUCUUCACAUUGGCUAUUCAAUACUCAAAUUCUUCCCCGAAUAUGGAUCUAUCAAUCGAUUAACUAUUGAAGUAACAACUAAUUUAACAUUGGAUUCACUUUAGAUUAAGAACAUUUAUAAAUACUAGGAAGUGUCUAGACUUCCACAAGCGGCCGUUUGGUAGUUAAAAAAAUUCAAAGUUUUUAACAUCGGCGCAAAGUUGCCUGUCUAUCAGUUUAAGGAUAUAUUUCGGAGAGUGAACAAUAACUUUUCGACCUAGAGCUACUAUCUUACUGCAAGGCACCGCCAAGGUCUGCACCCGUACGUAGUCGAAAUUCCACGGAUACGUACGAAGCGAUUCGCCUCCUCAUUUAUAACUUGGAACGCCCUUCCAACAUCAGUUUUCCGCUCGUCAUAAUAUGGGUACCUUCAAGUCAAGAGUGAAUAGGCACCUUCAAGGCAAGCCCCUCCAGUAAUAGACUUUAAUUUAAUUUACGUUUAAUGUAAGAUUAAGUAUUUUGUGACAAACAGCGUAAAAUAUUAUUUAGUUUGUAGACUUUUGUCAACGCCAUUCAUGUAUAGAAAUGCAAGUUAUUGUUCACAAAAAACUUUAUUUCAUAUUCGGGGAAGAAAUAUAAAAACGUUUUGAAUAGCUAAAGUGAGGGUACAGUUAAAAUAUCUAAUAGUUUUAAUUUAAAAUAACGUGUAGUGUGUAUGAUCUCGUGACUUUUUCGAUAUUUUUUUUAUUUUAACGUUGGACAACUUGUGUCACUUAUGAUGUUAUGUUAGGACUAUCGCCGGCUCGGUAAGCAAAUUCUACUGGGAAGAGCAGGCAAGAAACUCUGCAGUUACUCUUUAAAAAGAAACUAAGUGCCUAUUCGGUUUUAUACUUAAUCUUUUUCCGCAAGUGAAAAGAAUAGCAUUACUUUUAGAUUAUUAAAUUGGAAUAGGCAUGCCUUCACUGCGAUGCGAGGAUUUGAAAUGAAUGCAAUGCAUCCAAUCACAAGUUUCGUAUAAAAAAUACAGGGGGUGGAAAAUAGUACAAGCCUGUCUAUGUACAGUCAGUCACGUAUUAAAUUCAAAUCAUUAUUGUCUUGUGGGCUAGUGAAUUAAAAAGUUUUUGACGUAAGGUUAAUUGCACGUAAUAGAUUUAAGAAAUGAAAGAGAAAGUUUUGUGUACUUUUCUAAUGAAGUAAAACAAAUGGUUAAUUAAGUAUAUAUUUUUGAUUUAUGUGCAAUCCCAACGUUCAUUUGAUCAACAAUUUUUGAACGAGAAUAAUUCUUACGUUAAGGUACUUUGUAAAUAUUAAAUUGUUUUUAAGGCACCAAAUAAAUAAAUAAGUUG